Molecule: messenger RNA, 3498 nt
Organism: Strongyloides ratti
Lineage: Eukaryota; Metazoa; Nematoda; Chromadorea; Rhabditida; Strongyloididae
Product: BAT2, N-terminal domain-containing protein
Exons: 3
Coding region: 1-3498 (1165 amino acids)
Source: RefSeq, a predicted model, not a curated record
AUGUCAUAUUCAUCAAAAAAUUCUGGCGGAGUUAAACCACAUAAAGGUACAAAUCUUAUACAAAUUUAUGGUGGGAAAAAUAAUACGACAUCCAAAAUAACAGGAAAUACAAAACUUGGAAGCUUACAAAGUACUUCUAAAGUUAAUGGUUCUAUAAGACGGCUUCCAAAUAUUGCUACAUUACCAUCAUUAAAAUCAGAAUCAUCAGGAUCAGAAUUGACUCCAAUAUCAAGUUCUGGAAAUAACGGAUGGAAUAAGCAACAAACGUUAAAAAAAAAUUCUACUACAAACAAAGUUUCUGAUUUAAGACCACGAUGGGCAAAAGUUUCUUCAACACCAUCAAAUGAUUAUGGAGCUCAGGUAAAUGGUCAUCAAGAGAAUACUGAUAUUAAUAGUAGUUCUUUAUCAAAUGCUCCCCUAAAAGAAUUUCCAUCAUUAGCUGAUAGUGUUGGAAAAAUAAAAAAUGGUAAUGAUGAUGGAAAUUCAUUAUUUCCAGAAGCGCCACCACCAUCAACAGCAAUUGGAGGAUAUAUACGAGCGAAACCAGUAUCUUAUAAAAAUGAAAGAAAACUACCUGAUAGAUACUGUGCAACCACAAAACCUUCUUAUGGCAAAAGUGAAAAAUUUGAUCUUAACAAAAAAUUGGCAGAAGUUCGAGUUGAAGAAGAACGUCGCAAGAAGGAAGAAACAAAAAAUUGCCAUUUCAGUGAUGAUCAAAAAGGUGAUGAAAAAGAAAAUUCUGAAAUAACUUCUGAAGAUUCAAAUAAUUUUAAAGGUGAAUCUCAGAAUUUUGAUAACCCUAAAGAGACCUCUUUUUCUGAGAAAUUUUCUAAUUCCAAUGAUAAAUUACAAAACGGAUAUGAGUCAUACGGUUAUUCAUCUAAAAACCACUUUGUUAAAACAAAUGACAUGGUACAAAAUUAUCAAUAUCAAGAUGACAAACAUGACAAUUCAAAUGAAUCUCCCUAUGAAUAUGGUAUUGAAAAAAAUAAUACCUGCCAUCCUACAACAAAUACAAAUACCAGUGGAUCAUUUCUUACUAAAAAUCAUGGAACUGUCCGUAUAGCCAAAAGAGGUGAAGAUUUUGGUCAAUGUCAUAAAAAUCUAGAGGAUGAUAAAAGUGAGUUACGACCUAUUACAUCAAUAAUUAAAAAUCAUGAUAAUGAAUGUACAAAAAAUAAUACCAAGAUAACUUCAUGUAAUGAAAAACAUUCAACAAAAUUAUUACAAAAUAUUGUUGACAUUGAUAAAAAAGCUGAUCGUAAGGAUCCUAUAGUUAAACCAGCUACAGCUCCUCCGAUUAAUAUUUGGGCAAAACGGGCUGAGGAAAGGGAACAAGCUGAGAAGGAAAGACUUAAACAGCUUGAAUUGUUAAAUGCUGCAGAACAUCAAGAUAAAAGACAAAAAACAGAUUAUAAUAAUAAAAUUAGUAUGACAAAAAUACAAAAUGAUAGUUUACAUAAUUCUUCAAAAUCAACAUGGAAAAAUAAAGAAUUAAACAAAAAGUUUGGAAGUAAUAAUGUUACAAAUGAAAAUAUUACUAAUUAUCGUUCUAGUAAACGUUACAGUAGAGAUGAAGGAUAUAAUAACUUAGGUAAACGUUUAGAAAAUAAGAAAAGUUCUGAAGAAAAAGAAUUUGAUUCUUUUAAACGUUAUGGAAAUGUGAAUAGUAUUUGUGAUAAAUCUACAAAAAAUUUUAUUAAAGGAGGAAAUCGUAGUAGUUACAAUAAUAAAGGAAGAAAUAUUAAACAACAUAAUAGUAGUAGUAAUAGUAGUAAAAAACAUUUUGAAGGUAUUGAAAAUGUUGAGGUUGACAGUGAUUCUUCUGAAGUUAUUAAUUAUGGAAGAUUAAAUAAAGAUGGUGUUAAAGCAACAUAUUAUAAACGUGAAGAUAACUUUUCAGAGAAACAAAAGAAAGUUACACAAAGUGAAAAAGUAUGGAAUAAUAAUAAAGAAUCUUCUAACAAUUAUAAGAAUAACCAAAGUAAUAAUGAAGUUAGUCAUCAAAAGAUUAUUGAUGAUGACAAAUGUACGGAUAAUAAUAAAAUAGAAAAUCAAAUUAAUUUAGACAAUGAUAAUAAAAUUGAGGAUGAUAAAUAUAAUUCUUCAAUGGCAAAUGAUGCUAAGGGUGAUAAUUCAGGAAAAAAAGAAAUAUCAGAACAGGAUAUAGAAAAUUUAAAAAAAGCUGUAGGUACAAUAAAUGAUGGUAAUUCUUCACCAAUACCAACAACAUGGUCAAAUGGAGAUAAUUUUGAUGAAUGUUUAACAAUGAAACAAUCAACAAUUCGUAAUUCUUUAGAUGAUACAAUAGGUAAUCAACUUGAUUGUUCAAAUAAUGAUAGUAGAAUUAAUUAUGAUUCUACAAAUGGUCCAUUUAGUGUUGAUUCUAUGAAUGAUAUUUUUGGAUUUCCAGGAAAUACAACCUCUGGAUUUGAAGCUUCAUUUUCAAGUGUAAAUAAAAAUACUUCAUCAAAAGGUAGUAAUAGACAACAAAUUCAAGAUAGUGGACGUGUACAAGUGCAACCAACAAAUCUUCAGCAAACUAAUAUGACACCACCUGUAAUUCAACAACAAGAUUCUAUUGGUAUUCAUCCAUCACAAGGUGGUAUGGAUGUUUUUGGAUAUAAUCAAAUGAAUAUGUUAAUGCCAAAUGAUUUAUUUGGUAGACCUUUUCAGACACAAUAUACAAAUUAUGGUACAAAUGCCUAUUCACAGGGUAGUAAUGUAUAUUAUGAUCCAAGACAAAAUAAUCAAUGGAAUUCUACAACUAACGGUAAUAGCACUUACAAUACCACUAAUACGGAUACAUUGAAUAAUCGUAGUACAACAACAAAUAAUAGUCGAAAUAAUGUUGGUAAUCAACAAUCAUCUACAAAUUAUUCGCAACAAGUGGGAAACCGUCAACAAAGAAAUAAUAAUAACCAACAACAACAAUUUCACUUUAUGCCAACUUUCUCUCAAUAUCCAGGACAUGAUUAUUUUAGAAAUCAACCAGCACCACCAAAUGUUACAAUGAAUUAUGCUAUACAACCUACUGAUAUAAAUUCAUCAACUCAUCCUUAUAAUACAAUAAUGCCACCAAUGCUGGGAUCUCAAAAUUAUCAACCUAAUCAAUAUCAAUUUCCACCACCUAUACAUGCUUCACAACAAGUACAAGGUGGUUCAGGAUAUAAUAAUAGUAAUCAACGUUCAUCUCAUGGUAGACAAAAUAAUAGUCUUGAUGAUUUUAGUAAUUGGAAUAUGUUUCUUUCAUCACCAAAUAUGGUUCCAUCAUCACAAAUUCUUCCAAAUAACAGAGGAAAUGGACAGAAUUUACAUUACACAUCAUCUCAACAAAACUCGGUUGGUUCAAGACAAAAUUUUUUAAAUAAUAAUCAAAAUUCUGGAAAUCAAAGAAAUCAUUCAAUAAAUAAUCGUGGAAAUACAGACAAUAAUUCAAGCAACCGGUGGAAUUCUACUAAUAAUUCUUCAAAUAAUGGAAAUAAACACACACAUUAA